CACGGCUAGUGUCGUCGGGUCGGUCAGCCAGCGUAGAUAGGCGCGGAGACUAUACCCAACUUGUGUAUAUAUAUAUAUAUAUAUAUAUAUAUAUAGCAUAUAGAGACAUCAUCAUCAGCAGAGCUCGCGAGAGUGCGACGACCAGCUCAUAUUCGGCGGGGGGGCGUCGAUGUUGACGGUAUAGGUACAGUGUGGUAUGGACAUCGCCGAAAAGUAACAGUAUAUAUCAUCAAGUGCCGACGGCGACGCCACCGCGAGAUAACGCGAACUCGUGCUGAACUAAAAAGUCUGAAUACGUGUAUAUACUCAGUGCGAAGAGCUGCGGAUAUAUCUAGAACGACCUGUCGCGGCUGUUUCUGUCGUGCUUCGGCAAUCGUCGUCGCGCGAUAGAGGUGUGCAUGUAUAGCAGGAGCGACUUGAUAUACAAAAGACAGCUACUGCUAAUAUAUAAAGCUUACUAAUGCAGUCGUAAGCCUCCGCGUUGUUCUCGGCGGGCGCGAGCGACAAUCUGUUUUUCUCCGCGCUAUCAACAAGAGCAGUGCAUUGCAAUCUCGGAGGCUGAUCAGCUGGGGGAUUGUGCGACUUGUGUGCGAUACAUAGUGCGUCCUCGUUUCAUUUAUUUUUUCUUUUUUCCAUCUUCCGAUCUCCUUCUUUGCAGCGGCGACAGUAGUGUCCUUCCAGCCGCUCUGUGCGCCGCGUGUCCUUCUGCUACGGUUUUCGUGCCUCUCUUCUCUCUCUCUCUCUCUCUCUCUCUCUUUCACCGCAGAGAUUUCUGCGAAUUAAGAAACGCUCGCGCGGAAGCAGUUGCGCUUUCGACAGGCCGUGGAAAAUGUGCUGUUGCAAAACCUAACCUCCGCCAAGAGCGAGAGGGAGAGAGGGAAAGAUUAUAUCUCCCCCUGUCGGGGCCAAUUUGAUAUACGUGGAUCCAUCGAAGAGUGAGAGAGAUUAUUGGACAGAUAUAUCUGUGGAAUAAAAAAGAGAGCAGCCGGAGCAACAUGUUAAAAUUGGCGCGCGCGACUCAACGCGCAGGCAGCAUACCAUAGAAAUUCGGCUCGGAGCAGUCGAGCCUGACCGACACACGCAAACACACACACACACACACACACCCACACGUGGACGGAGUAGUCUGAAAAAAUAUGUGCAAGCAUGUCCGAGAGCUGCGUGCAAGAAGAAGCGUGCGAGGAGGCGGAAAAGGAGAAGCGCUCCGCGCUCUACGUCUUUCCGAGUAUUGUACCGGCUGCUGUGCCGCUGGUCGCGGGAACGAGUCAACAACAGCUGGAGAUGAAGAGGGAUGCUGUUAUUCAGCCACAACCACUGGCCAUAGAGGCGCUCGACAGUCAGGCCAUCGACUCGAUUGCUCAAGCUCCCCAGAGCAUGACCCAGCAGCAGCAGCAGCAGCAGCGAGUUGGUCUGGAGACUCCAAUCUCGCGGAUAAUGUCGAGUCGCACGCACGCGAGGUCAGCCAGCCACGGUGGUAUGCUUGCAAGCUCCGGUGGCGGUGGGACGCCCUCGCGUCCGGGCAACUCCAACUGGAUGGGUGCACCGGGUCCGACGCCUCGACCUUCAGCCCUGAAGAAGCCUGGCCAUCAGCGAGCUUUCAGUCAGGGUCAAGUGGUGGAGGUUCAACGAGGUCAGCCGGUCAGUGGUCACAGUCGGGUCGGCUCGAAGACGGACUUCAUCCUGCCACCCGGACACCGAGAGGAGGGUCAGUCGAGCGGAGGAGCUACCGCUGGCGGAGGUGCGGCCAAGGCGCCGUCGUUCCGAGGCCACUCGAGGCAGGCCUCAAGGUCCGAGUCGAUCUACACUAUUCGACGUAGCGCCGCGCCGCCCUGGUGGAGGCGCGCCUGGGCCAGGUGCUUUGGCUCUCUGCCGGAGGAGCCACCCUUGAGAACCAUAGUGCCCAACCACCUGCUGCCGCCGGACGCGCCGCAAACCAAGCAGAUUCACGCGAGCAGCGUCGACAACAGGGUACGCACAACAAAGUACACCACGCUGAGCUUCCUGCCGCGCAACCUGCUGGAGCAGUUCCACCGGGUGGCCAACCUCUACUUCAUCUUCAUCGUCCUUCUGAACUGGGUACCGGCGAUCAAUGCCUUCGGCAAGGAAGUAGCCAUGAUCCCGGUUGUCUUCGUGCUCGGUGUCACCGCGCUCAAGGACUUCUUCGAGGAUAGACGGAGACUCGCCAGCGACAGGCGCGUCAACAAUUUCACAUGCCGCGUCUACGCCAGGGAUGGCGACAGAUACGUCAAAACAGCCUGGAAGGACAUAAAGGUGGGCGAUCUCGUGCACUUGUCGAACAACGAGCUGGUCCCCGCCGACGUGCUGUUGCUGCGUAGCAGUGACCCCCAGGGUUUCGCCUACCUCGACACCUGCAAUCUCGACGGCGAGACGAAUCUCAAGCAGCGACAGGUGGUCAAGGGCUUUCUCGAUAUCCAGAGCUCCUUUCAGCCGGCCAAGUUUCGUUCCAUCAUCGAGGUCGACAAACCUAGCACUAAAAUUUAUAGAUUUCAUGGCGCGGUGGUGCACCCGAAUGGAGCUAGAGUGCCGGUGUCGACGGAGAAUCUCUUACUGAGGGAGUGUCUUUUGAAGAACACGGAUUUCGUCGAGGGAAUCGUCGUUUACGUUGGCCAUGAGACGAAAGCGAUGCUCAACAAUGGGGGUCCUAGAUACAAGCGUUCGCGGCUGGAGAGACAGAUGAAUCUAGACGUGGUCUGGUGCGUGGUGAUCCUGGUAGUGCUGUGCAUUGUCGGAGCAGCCGGCUGUAGAUUCUGGCUGUCCGCGUACACGUCGGUGGGUCCGGUGCUCUUCCUACCCGUCAUACAGGACCCCUCGUACGAGGGUAUGCUCACCUUCUGGACGUUCGUCAUUAUUCUCCAGGUCAUGAUUCCGCUUAGUCUCUACGUGACCAUCGAGAUGGCGAAGCUCGGUCAGGUCUAUCAUAUAUCGUGCGACAGUGAACUGUACGAUCCCGAGACCGAUCGAACUGCCGAGUGUCGAGCGCUCAACAUUACCGAAGAGCUUGGUCAAGUGCAGUACGUAUUUUCGGACAAGACGGGUACCUUGACGGAGAAUAAAAUGAUUUUUAGGAGAUGUGCUGUAGGCGGACAGGAUUAUGCGCACACUGGGGAGGGGGAAAAUUUAGUUCCUUGUAUAAGGUUAAAGGAAGACUUGCUGAUAGGAACCUGCCGGCAUAGACUUCAAGAAUUUCUUAUCCUCUUAGCAAUUUGUAAUACAGUCGUAGUUAAUACUCAUCCCCACCACGAUAACAUGAAUUCGAGUGGUGUCAUCGAAGAGCCACAAAAUAAUGGUGCUGCCGACCCCACAAGGUAUUUUUUUAACAAAUAUGUGAGACUGACAGAGUCAAGGAGUGUCACGCCAGCUCCUCCCGAAACAACAUCUCCCGCUCUACCUCAUUCUUCGACUAUCACACCGCCAAAUUCCGAAGAGAUUUUCUCCUCGGUAGCUUCUAUGGAAAUAACGGAGUCCGAUGAAUCUAGUGUUCUACGCAGUAAAAUCUCAAGGCCAAAGUUGUUAAACCUGCCAACUAUGACAAAUCUUAGCAUGUUAACGAAAAGGCUUUCGCCUCUGGGUAUGCGAAAUAAUUCAAGCUCUGUGCCGGAGAGGAAUGGCAGAUCGCUUUUAGAAACGCCUAGUACUCCAGCGAUAUAUGAAGCUGAGAGCCCCGAUGAAUUAGCUCUUGUUCAUGCUGCGAGGGCAUAUAACGUUCGCCUUACAAGAAGAACUGCUCAAAGUGCCAUUGUUUCAUUGCCAGAUAAAUCAAGCCUUGCAUUUGAGAUCUUAAAAACAUUGCCAUUUGAUUCGAAUCGAAAAUGCAUGUCUAUCGUGGUAAGGCAUCCUCAUACUGAUGAAAUAGUGCUAUACUGUAAAGGUGCUGAUUCGGCUAUACUAUCAGCUUUAAAUGCCAACGAGGAGGAUUCGACGAUAACGACAAAAGUCAGACAGCAGUUGCAUUCGUAUGCUCGUCAAGGACUUCGUACGCUGGUCAUGGCGAGAAGAUCACUUACCGCUCAAGAAUUCGAAUUAUGGACGCAAAAGCACGCUGAAAUCGAAGCGUGUCACGAGAAUAGGGAGCGAAGAUUGCGCGAAUCUUAUACCAGUCUCGAGAGCCACCUGACCCUACUAGGUGCUACAGGAAUAGAGGAUAAGUUACAAGCCGGUGUACCCGAAGCCAUGGCAAGCCUAGUAUCAGCUGGUAUCGUCGUGUGGGUGUUGACGGGAGAUAAACCCGAGACGGCGGUAAACAUAGCUUAUUCCGCGUGCCUCUUCACACCAGCAAUGCAGCUGUUGCGUCUGCAAGCGAGAUCUAAGUCGGUAGCCGAGAGCCUGAUCCACGGUCACUUGGAAGCGAUUCAACGUGAGAAUGCUGCCAACGCAGCUGCCGCAGCGGGCGAAAGCAUACCGCACGAACUCGAUCCUGCCGAGAGACUCGCUUACAGGAUCGGUAGCCCGUGGCAACGACAAAGGGCUCUCGUUGUCGACGGUAAAACUCUUACCUUCAUUCUCGAUCCUAGAUCUGGACUGACUGGGCCGUUUUUGGAUCUGACUAGAGCAUGCUCGAGCGUCUUAGCUUGUCGUGCCACUCCGUUGCAAAAGGCUUACAUCGUCAGGGUUGUAAAGGAGCAGCUUCGAAUGCGAACUUUAGCAAUCGGUGAUGGUGCCAAUGAUGUUAGUAUGAUCCAAACGGCUGAUGUUGGAAUCGGAGUGUCCGGUAGAGAAGGCACGCAAGCCGUCAUGGCAGCUGAUUUUUCUAUUGCGAGAUUUCCUAUGUUAACACGACUCUUGUUCGUACAUGGCCAUUGGUGUUAUGACAGACUUUCUAGAAUGAUCCUAUACUUUUUUUACAAAAAUGCAACAUUCGUCUUCCUCAUUUUUUGGUAUCAACUUUAUUGCGGGUUUUCCGGAACUGUAAUGAUCGACCAAAUAUAUUUGAUGUUAUACAAUCUCAUAUUUACGUCACUGCCGCCGCUUAUCCUAGGUGUUUACGAUCAAAUGGCUCCAGCUAGUCUUCUCAUGGAAUUGCCUAGAUUGUAUGAAAGAGGUCGUUUGGCCUCCGUUUAUCAACCACAUUCAUUUUGGGUGACGAUGGCUGAUGCUCUUUACCAGAGUAUCAUUAUAUUUUUUCUUACCGAAGCCAUCUAUCAUGAUUCUGAUGUAGAUAUUUGGGAAUUUGGCACAACUAUAACAUCCAUUUGUAUUGUUGUAAUGCUGUUACAUAUUAGCGUUGAGACAAGGUCAUGGACAUUAAUGCACGUAGCUGGAAUGGUAUGUUCCGUUGGUGCAUUUUUCGGCUUCGCUCUUAUCUACAACGCAGUUUGCGUCAACUGCAUGGGCUUGCUAUGUUCUUACUGGGUGAUGGAGGUAGCUAUUGGCCGAUAUAUUUUUUGGUUGACCAUUAUUAUUACUUCCGUUCUUGCCAUACUACCAAGGUUGAUAUACCGAGUUGUAAAAAGUACCAUUGCCCCUGAUAUAAUACAAAGAGCAAAUGUGGCCUACAUGGAAAAAAACGGUAGAUUCACGAAUCGAAGAGGAGUUGGAAGUGGUGAAAGCGGGCUAGUUGCUGGCUGGUCGCGAUCCACUCAAAACGCAACAAUAAGAGCAGGAAGCUACACUUCAAAGAAUAACGUUUUAACGACUGUUGUUGCGUGACAUUAACAUAUUUUACGAUCCGGUGCUAAACGAUAACACGAAAUAGAGAAAAAAAGGGCAACAGACAGCAGGUAUAAAGUCAUUAGCUAUAUCGACUCGAUGAGUCAAUCUGCCAAGAAAAUUUUUCAAAAUGAACAUCUGUUGCUGUGUGAUAAUAUUUUCUCGUAAUCGUAUCAGUGCCGUUAUUGUUAUUACUUAAGUCAAGUGGCCUUUAUCACAGACUGCUGUUGAUUGCAUUUAAUGGCUGUGAUUUUUAGGGACCAAGUCUUUUAGUCUGAGAUGCAUUGCCUGUUGAAUUGCAUAUAGAACAGAAGAGCUAAGAAUGUAUCAUUUUAAUAUUGUAUAAUGGCAGGAUGUAAAAAUGGAACGAGUCUAACGAUUUGUAAUCUGUGAAGUGUUAAAAGUGACAGUAGAUUGUUGGUACGGUGAAAAAGGUGUCGCGAAACUGUUAAUGCAAAAGAUAGCCUGCAAUACUGCAUGCUUUGUUAUUUUAUUAACGAUUAUAGUUGAAACGUUCAAGGCCAUCAUGCGCAUGCUCGCAAACAUUUAUAACAUAGGUGUAUACAUAUAGAUAGUCUAUGUUAAACCAGAGUAUUAUUAUUUUCAACUAUCGAUAUGACGAGGUGAAGUAAGAUAAAGAAAUUACGACUUUAUUGCACCUAUCGAUGUCAGUGCAAAAAAAAUCAAUUUAUAGGUAAUUAUAAGCAAUUAUUGUACUGAAAUGUUUCCUAUGAAUACAGAAGUAUACAUAUAUUUAUAUAAAAAGAGACUUACUUUUUUGGCCUUUACACACCGAUCGCUCGUCUUUGAUUCUGUGCCAACGUUGAAUCUAUUAACGGGAUCUUUCCAACCGUUUCAAUGAAAUUCUUGUAAAAACACAUUUGCUGAUAAAGACUGUCAAUUUAACUAGUUGACGCGUAUAUUAUCUACGACUGCAUUUUGAAAUAUUUCGUGUACUAUGCGGUCUGUGCAAACAAUGAGUGUAAAAACUUUUAUCUUUCCGCAUAAUUAAGCUGCUCAAUGCAACGUUAGAUAACGCAGCGGUAUUUUCUAUGCAACCUCAAUAAUUGUAACGAAAGUGUCUAAAAACUUAUUCAUGAAUUAUUUUUGAAUUUUAUAAAGCUCCUAAUAAAAAAAUUUUACGUACAAAUUUUAA
Molecule: messenger RNA, 6823 nt
Organism: Nasonia vitripennis (jewel wasp)
Lineage: Eukaryota; Metazoa; Arthropoda; Insecta; Hymenoptera; Pteromalidae
Product: probable phospholipid-transporting ATPase VD
Exons: 17
Coding region: 1147-5667 (1506 amino acids)
Biological process (GO): phospholipid translocation
Cellular component (GO): plasma membrane
Molecular function (GO): ATP hydrolysis activity; magnesium ion binding; ATPase-coupled intramembrane lipid carrier activity
Source: RefSeq, a predicted model, not a curated record